Molecule: messenger RNA, 1542 nt
Organism: Lactuca virosa
Lineage: Eukaryota; Viridiplantae; Streptophyta; Magnoliopsida; Asterales; Asteraceae
Source: the annotation of a GenBank genome assembly
AAACAUCAAAUGAUGAUGAGAGAAAUAAUCCUUCUCCUCCUCUUCUGUUCCUUGAUCGAAUCAUCAGCUUCAAAGAACACCAUUAAAGAUCAUCUUCAGAGGGGUUCCUCUCUAUCUGUUAAUGAUGAUUCCAACGUGAUAAGGUCCCCAGACAACACUUACACCUGUGGCUUCUAUGGCUUCCAAAGCAAUGCUUAUUGGUUCGCAAUUUGGUUCACAAACUCCAAAGAGCGCACAGUGGUCUGGACUGCCAACCGCAACACACCUGUGAAUGGCCGUGGAUCAAAGCUGACAUUUAGGAAAAACGGAGCCAUGGUUUUGACAGAUGUGGAUGGCAUGGUCGUGUGGGAAACAAACACAACCUCCACAGAUGUAAAUAGAGCAGUGCUGCUGAAUACAGAAAUAUCAAGUGUCUACUGGCCUAGUCCUGAUCCUGGUUUUAAUGUUUGGAAGUUUGGAAGAACCUCGUAUAACAGCAGCAGAAUGGCCGUUUUUAACGAUGUGGGUGCAUUUAACUCGAGCGAUUGGUGGCACUUUAGUGCUUCAGAUAUGGGUUUGGGGAUUAAAAGGAGGCUAGUAAUGGACUACGAUGGUAAUCUCAGAAUUUAUAGCUUGAACGAGUCAACUGGUUUAUGGUCGAUUUCAUGGCAAGCUAUUGCACAGCCUUGUAAUAUCCAUGGAAUCUGUGGGAGAAACGGGAUUUGUGUUCAUGGAGUACCACCGGAAUGUUCAUGUCCACCUGGUCAUAAAUGGACUGACCCUAAUGAUUUUAGUCAGGGUUGUAAGCCUACUUUCGAUCGAACAUGUGUAAGUGUAAACUCAACAAAGUUUGGAUUUUUGGAACUGCGGAAUACAGAUUACUAUGGGUUUGAUCUAAAUUUUUCUACACCCAUUUCGUUCGAAGCUUGUAGGGACAUCUGUUUGGGAGAUUGUAGAUGUGAAGCAUUUAAUUACAGGCUAACAGGUGAAGCUUUUUGCUUUACAAAAAGUGCUCUUUUCAAUGGCUAUAGAUAUCCUACUUUCCCAGGAACCAUUUAUUUGAAAGUACCAAUUGGCAUGGAAACAACAGAUUCUGCCUUACUCCUUGCUACUUCUAUGGCCACAUGUCCCGAGGUAACAGUUAUGGUGGGUUCUCCAUCUAUGUAUCAAUCAUCUGGCAAAAAGGUGAAAUGGGUUUAUCCUUUCUCCUUCGUUAUAGGUAUUGGUGUGGUUGAAGCUUUGGUUAUCUUUUUAGGGUGGUGGAUUUUCUUUAAGAAAAAUGCCAUCCUAACCAACUUAGAAGAGGGGUAUCGUAUGGAAGGAGAAAAGGAGGAAUCGGAGCUUAUGAGGUUUGUAAGGAUAACGAAAACGAAGCUUCAAGGAGAAGAAAUGGAGUCAUGGAUUGAAGAGAUAAUUGAUUCGAGGUUGGGAGGAUUGUUUAGUAGGAAGCAAGCUGUAAAACUUGUUGAGUUUGGUGUAAGUUGUGUGGAGGAAGACAGAAAUAAAAGGCCUACAAUGGGUUCAGUUGUACAAGUUCUAAUUGAUUGUGAUCAGUCAGAGUAG